AUGCCCGAGUCGCAAUCGACCCCGGAUCAGCUCUCUAUCGAUGAUCUGACCCCUGAGGAGGCCAACCGCAUCAUCCACUCUCAUCGCAAGGUCCGCUAUGGCACAGCAUGCUGGCCGUGUCGCCAACGCAAGGUAAAGUGCGACAACAAACAACCCUGCGAGAACUGCGUCAAGCGCGAGCACCCGCAACUAUGCUCCUACAAGCCGAACCGCACCGCCUCCCACGGUGCCCACUACAAGCCUGCCGGCUCCGUCACCACCGAAGGCACCAACAGCGCUACCGGUGCCGCGGAUAACGGCACACCAUCGUCCGCCAACAAUCGCAAGAGGGCUCACUCACCCGAAGACCCCGUCUCCGACGCCGCCGCGGGCGCGCCUCCCUUGAAACAAGAAACCGGCGGCGCGAACUGGUCACGCUCGGCCAUCGUCGCGGCAAGUGUGGAAGAGACCGAGGCCCCCGAAGCCGUAACGCGGUAUCUCGGGCAGAACAGCAUCCCCUCCCUACUACGUGAGCAGUCGGCCGCCGAUGACAUGCAGGAAGGUGUCGACAUCCGUCAGGACAUGCGCUCGAUACUCGGUCUCGACACCUCGGCGCCCUUCCCGCUCAUGUCGUCCAAGCACCUCGACAGCCUGACGAGGGAGAUCUCCGCCGAGCUUCCCUCGGAUCGGGAAGUCAUGAAGCUUUUCCGUACGUACAAGGAAACCCCACAGCAGUUUUGGGGGUUCGUCGUCGACAUCGACGACCUCGAGUCCAAGCUCAUGGUCUACCUCGAAGACCGCGCCCGCAACGCGAGCAACGCGACGAGGACACCCAGGCCUGUAUCGGCCUCGUGGCUCGCCAUUCUCUUUGCCCUCCUCGCCGUGGGAUCUCAGUACCACGACUCGCCAUAUCACAUCCGCACGCGAGACUCGCAGAAGUACAUUCAGAUAUCCUUCCAUUUCCUGAGGCUAGGCAACUUCCUCCUGAGACCCACAUUCGACUCCAUCCAAGCUCUCCUAUUAACGAGCUUCGUUCUGCUUAACGACAUGAAGGCCGAGGCCUCAUGGGCGCUGCUCGGCCUAACAUGUAGGCUGGCGCAGUCUCUCGGCCUGCACCGUCCGACGCCCUCGGACGGGAGGGACAGCGCCCGCAACGACGUACAGUCCAAGGAGAUGAUCCGCCGGAAACUGUGGUGGACAUGCGUGUGGCACGACACCCUUACGUCGCUGUCAUUCGACCGCCCCCCGAUGACAAACAUUCCCUGCUGUCCGAUCCCGACGGUGCAUCAAACCGUCGCCGGUGAGUACGGCUACCUUGACACGAUGUACCACCUUUGCGACAUCAUCUCGCGGCGCCUAAACCCGGAUGCCGCGACGACCGUCACCUACGAGCAGAUGGUCGACAACUGCGAGGCCGUCGAGAACCUCCGCAACAUGGUCGCCCCCAACAUCCGCAUCAAGGAACAGUGCAAGCGGGCCAUGGACCGCCUCCAGCACUACGCCGUCCGCCUGCAUACAUCCUUCGUCAUCUCCGUCUGCUGCCGGCCGGCCCUGCGCCGGGACUGCACCAAGCUAACCCCCGAGCAAAAGAGCUACCUCUCGGAAAAGUGCCAGCACAACCUUGCCGAGACGGUCCGCAUGUUCCUCGCCAUGCAUCAGCUCUCCGUCAUCCCCACCCGCAGCUGGGCCUUCACUUACCACGGACUGUCGUCGGCGCUGCUCCUCGGCAUUCUGGGCGAGACCAAGAACAGCCCCGAGGUCCGUCAGCUUCAGGGCGACCUUAUCGCCGCGCUGUCCGCGACGGCCGCCAAGGAGGUCAACUCGCCGUCGACGCACGUCCCCAAGACGGAUAAAGACAUUGAGCUAUCCGGCCCGCUGUGGAGGGCGCUGACGGCUCUACGCAACAUCUACGAGCACGGCACUAUCAUGGGCACGUCGCAGAUGAAGGGCAGCGACUCGAGUGGCACGGCGAGCGGCGCGAGGACGCCGAUGCCGGCGAUGCUCAUGGGCCCCAUGGCCACCACCAAUGGCAACAACCUCAACGGCGGAAACGACGGCGUGAGUAAGGGUUUCGGCCUCGACCCCCACCAGGACGCCGCCCUCGCCAUGGCUGAGAUGCAGAACGGCACCGCCCUCGCCGAGUACGCCCCCAAGUAUGGCUUUGAUCCCUCCUUGCCGGAGUCGCAGUCGCUAAUCAGGCCAAGCAUGGCAUACCCACCCGUCAGCAUGGAAAACAUUACGAACCUGGACCCCUCGACAUACAUGUCGCCAAUGGACCUCUACGAAUCGAUUUGGUGGGAGUCCCCCGACCCUUGGAAUAGCGGCGUCGAUACUAUGAACUUUGACUUUGUCGCGCAGCCCCCGCCGGGCCAGCCUCAGCAGCAGUACUACUUCUGA
Messenger RNA from Colletotrichum graminicola M1.001, 2376 nucleotides. Its product is annotated as fungal specific transcription factor domain-containing protein. Gene Ontology annotation, molecular function: DNA-binding transcription factor activity, RNA polymerase II-specific; zinc ion binding; DNA binding. The coding region runs from base 1 to 2376 and encodes 791 amino acids. The record is from RefSeq and is a predicted model, not a curated record. Gene Ontology annotation, biological process: regulation of DNA-templated transcription; DNA-templated transcription. The transcript is spliced from 7 exons. NCBI's taxonomy places the organism in Eukaryota, Fungi, Ascomycota, Sordariomycetes, Glomerellales, Glomerellaceae.